This is a messenger RNA of Ylistrum balloti, 1362 nucleotides long. Its product is annotated as leucine-rich repeat protein soc-2 homolog. NCBI's taxonomy places the organism in Eukaryota, Metazoa, Mollusca, Bivalvia, Pectinida, Pectinidae. The transcript is spliced from 2 exons. The coding region runs from base 1 to 1362 and encodes 453 amino acids. The record is from RefSeq and is a predicted model, not a curated record. Gene Ontology annotation, molecular function: protein binding.
AUGGCUAUACAUGAAACAUACGUCAUCUUUACGCUGUUGCUGAUCUUUGUAAUAAAAUGCUCCUCUGAACUCGUUGACCCUCGACCCUGUCCUGCUAAACCGCCUUGCAGUUGUGACUUUAACACAGUGGAAUGUCAUAAUCUCACUCAAACAGAGUUUCCAACCUUUACCAGGGUUAAUUCAACAUGGCACUGCUGGCGACUUCAUCUGAAUUACAACUACAAUAUCAAAAGCAUCCCGGCUGGAGCUUUCAGUAAUCUUCCAAUCUGUUCCCUUCAAAUUGGCCACAAUGCACUUGAAGUUAUAGAGGAUUGGGCGUUGAAUGGAUCGGAACCGUAUCUUGAUUUCGUUUUUAUGCAGUUCAAUAACUUCACAGAACUUCCGAGUGAAAUUGCACGAAUGCCAAACAUCACCAUGCUUAGUAUCCAUGACAACCCUAUCAAGGACCUUCCACAGAAAAUGGCAUUUGCUUCCAAGCUCCAAUUUCUCGAUAUCGGAUCACCGGAAAUGACGACAUGGCCGAGCUCAAUACGAACUCUAAAAUCCGUUUGGAGCUUGACCCUUUAUAAGUUACCGAUGACCGAUCUACCUUUUGAUGCGUUUGAAGGGCUAGAAGACUCGAAAAUAUCUGUGACAUGCUAUACAGCGAAAUUCAAGGGUAUUCCGAAAGCAAUGAGAAGACUUCAGAAAAUGACAGGCCUAUUAAUCGCUGAUGAUGUUGAACUUUCAUCUGCAGGUAUACCUGAGGAUGCUUUCAAUGGUAUAGAAUCACUAACAGAAAUUACUAUAUCCAACAGCAGUAUAACGACCGUAUUCAAUAUGUCCGCUAUUCCUACACUUACCCAAUUAUCAAUUAGCAACUCACCGCUGUCGACAUGGGAUGUAUCUACAUUACCAGAACAGCCACUGCUGCAGUCUGUAGGAUUCAGUAACACAAAUAUAGAUCGUAUCCCAGCCGCUGUGCGACGUAUUAAUCGUCUCUAUACAUUAGCCUUGGAUAAUACCAAAAUUUCCAGUAUUGGGCCAGGCGACUUGGCAGGGCUACAGAAAUUACAGGAAUUGAAUUUUAGGCAAACUCCAUUAACCAAUAUAUCCAUGGACGCAUUUAAUGAUAUGUACAGUCUUAUGAGUCUAAAUUUAGAUUUUACAAACCUAUCAGGAUUCCCUAGAGCUAUCGAACGACUUCCGGCUCUGCGAUUUUUGAGUUUACAAAACAUUACUAUUGACUGUUCAUGUGCAGAACUUGGAUGGAUGAAGAAAUGGAUUGGUUAUAAGCAGUUGCGUGCUAGUGAUGGAGAGUGUCACAACAUCCGAAUGGAUUUGUUCGAGUAUAUUCGUAAUGAGGUGCCGAAGUGUCCCUGA